Manihot esculenta (cassava) is the source of this 2436-nucleotide messenger RNA. RefSeq names its product asparagine synthetase domain-containing protein 1. Gene Ontology annotation, molecular function: asparagine synthase (glutamine-hydrolyzing) activity. The coding region runs from base 26 to 1951 and encodes 641 amino acids. The record is from RefSeq and is a predicted model, not a curated record. Lineage: Eukaryota; Viridiplantae; Streptophyta; Magnoliopsida; Malpighiales; Euphorbiaceae. The transcript is spliced from 13 exons.
GAAGAGGGAGAGUCGAAAGGAGAAUAUGUGUGGGAUCGCGCUGAUCAUCCGUGGCAUUCGUAUCGACCUAUCGGCUACCCUCCUUCAUUCUCAAUCUCCUGCUCCUAACCCUGAGCCGGUAAGCAGUUCAAAUUUUGUGUUUUCCGUCGAUGCUCUAGAAGCAGCUCUCCGGCGACGAGGCCCUGAUAGCUUGGGGACUAAGAAGGUCGUAAUUUCUGCCGGGGAUCAAGAAUUGUUCUCUGCCAUCGACGACGAAGAUUGCCGUGCGAGACUGUUAUGUUGUGCAAAUAGAGAAACUUGUUCGCGAGUUCCAUAUGCUGUUGGCCAAUUGCACUUUAUUGGCGCCACAUUGCAGCUUAGAGGAAGAACUGCUGUAACUCAGCCAUUCGUUGAUUCCUCCGGCGAUAUUCUUAUUUAUAAUGGUGAAAUUUUUGGAGGAAUUAAUGUUGAAAGUGAUAGCAAUGAUGGUGAAAUUCUCAUGCGAACUCUGGGAAGCUGCUGCUCCUGCAGUUCUCGAGAACAUGCAAGUGCUUGCUCCAGCAAUGGAAAAGGGAGAACUUCUGUUCUAGAUGUUCUUUCAACAAUCAAGGGCCCAUGGGCUGUAAUCUAUUGGCAGGAUAAUUCAAGAACACUGUGGUUUGGUCGGGAUGCAUUUGGUAGGCGUAGCCUUCUUGUUCAUUGGCCAACCAUGAAGGACUCUCGGUUUCUGCUAUCUUCUGUAUCACCAUUUUCUUCUGUUGAUCGGAGUUCUGAUCUUGGAGUUGAAGAUAGUACAAGCCCCAGUUUUUGGGAGGAGCUUUCUUGUGGUGUAUACAGUUUAUCAAUGAGUACUUCAGAACUGUAUGGAUGUCUUGUUGGUGAAAUCAAGAAACACGAAUGGGCUAAUACAGGGCUAAUAGACCUGAUUAAAUGGGAGAGGGUUUCUGUUGAACCUAACCCAGAAGACAUAUAUUUUUCAUGUGGGCCUGAUCAAAGCUCUGUGUCAUUGCCUGCCCAAAAUGUGUUAAAUGCUUUAAGGAGAUCCGUGAUGCUGCACACAUCUGUGCAUAAAAUUUUUCAGGUAGAAACAUCUGAUACUGGAAAACAGGAACUUGUUCCAGUGGCAAUCCUGUUUUCUGGUGGUUUGGAUUCUAUGAUCCUUGCAGCAUUAUUGGAUGAGUGUCUAGAUACCAGCUAUGGAAUUGAUUUACUUAAUGUGAGCUUUGAUGGUCAGUUUGCUCCUGAUAGAAUAUCUGCCAAGGCAGGAUUUGAGGAACUUAGAAGAAUUGCACCAUUGAGAAGGUGGAAACUUGUAGAGAUUGAUGCUGAUUUGUCAAAGUUGACUUUGGAAAUGAAGCAUGUUAUGUCUCUCAUUAACCCUGCAAAUACUUAUAUGGACCUGAAUAUAGGAAUUGCUUUAUGGCUGGCUGCAAGUGGUUAUGGUUGGGUCUCUGAAGGAACUAGCAAUAACAAUGAUGAUGAGAAUCAACAGCGCAUUAGAUACAAAUCCAGUGCCAGAAUUGUCCUGGUUGGCUCUGGUGCUGAUGAGCAGUGUGCUGGAUAUGGAAGGCAUAAAACAAAAUACAGAUGUGGAAGUUGGCUUGGGCUCAAUGAGGAGAUGAAGUUGGACAUGCAAAGAAUAUGGAAGCGAAACAUGGGGAGAGAUGAUAGAUGCAUUGCUGAUAAUGGGAAGGAGGCUAGAUUUCCUUUCUUGGAUGAAGAUGUUAUUAGGACUAUUCUUGAUAUUCCUUUAUGGGAGGUUGCCAACCUUAAUCAACCCAGUGGGACUGGUGAUAAGAAGAUCCUGAGAGAGGUUGCAAAAAUGCUUGGUUUACAUGAGGCAGCAGUUCUUCCGAAACGAGCAAUCCAGUUUGGUUCAAGAAUAGCAAGGGAAUCCAACCGAAAGAAUUUUGGGAGUAAUCGUGCAGCCAACCAGGCAUCUGCCGGAAGUGUAGUGAUAAAUAUGUCAUAGCAUAUAUAAAUUUACUAUCAGUACUUGGUACUGCAAAUCUUGAUGGCAGCUCCAAGUCAUGUGUUCCUCUGAUCCUAAAACUGUGGCCAACAGUGGAUGGAGUGAUGUCGACUGCUAUCCCGCGGCGGCACUUUUUCGGUGAACAUUUUUGCACAUUUUUCUGUCAAUGGAAUUGGAAGGCACCAGAGACAUGCCGGUUGUGCUUUUGAUUCUUUGAAUUGGCUUUUGACAAGAAUUUGGGCAAUCCAGUAUUACUGCUUGACUGAAUCUAGUGCCUAUCACGACAGCAAGUGUUCCAGGAAUUUCAGGUGUUAACAUUUGGAUGUUAUGAAAUUUUUUCCAUCAUUUAACAUGAAUCAAAACUCAAGCAGACAUGGUCCCUGAACAUUCGGAAAAAUCUGCAUUUAUAUAUUGAUGAUGAUCUCCUUAGAGGACGUUUGUCAUAUCUUAUAAAAAUUAAUUUACAAGUAUUCAGUAUUUUUAAA